Camelina sativa (false flax) is the source of this 627-nucleotide messenger RNA. The record is from RefSeq and is a predicted model, not a curated record. NCBI's taxonomy places the organism in Eukaryota, Viridiplantae, Streptophyta, Magnoliopsida, Brassicales, Brassicaceae.
UACGUCUGGGCGAGUGGUCUUCACGCGCCUACAUGGACUGACCCGACCCGUGAUUGUUUCCGCGGCUGGGCUCCUUUGCUUCGUCUCGCGGGUCCGAGCUGCGUCUCCGUUUGCUUGGAGUGGUGGUGGUACGAGAUCAUGAUCGUUCUCUGCGGUUUGCUCGUGAAUCCAAGAUCGACGGUGGCUGCUAUGGGCGUUUUGAUCCAGACGACAUCGUUUCUUUACGUUUUCCCGUCUUCUCUCAGCUUCGCUGUGUCCACUAGGGUAGGUAACGAGCUUGGAGCGAACCGUCCCAAGACGGCGAAGCUAUCGGCCAUGGUGUCUAUCGUUUUCGCGGCUGUUACGGGGAUCACUGCUGCGGCGUUUGCUUACUCCGUUAGAAAUGCUUGGGGGAGGAUAUUCACCGGAGACGAAGAGAUUCUCCGGCUAACAGCGGCGGCGUUACCGAUAUUGGGUUUAUGCGAGAUCGGAAACUGUCCACAGACGGUGGGAUGCGGCGUAGUGAGAGGAACAGCACGGCCGUCAACGGCGGCGAACGUGAACCUCGGAGCGUUUUAUCUGGUGGGCAUGCCGGUGGCUGUUGGUCUCGGGUUUUGGGCCGGAAUUGGGUUUAAUGGGCUUUGGUUA